AUGCCGCAAAGAACACUUUUAAUUACUGAUUUCUUUGCUAAAUGUCGUUCGACAUCUGCUUCACAUGCUACUCUCUUCGAAAAACCUAUGAAAGUAAUUAAAAUCAACGAACAAUCAAACACAAAACAAGAACUAAUCAAUGUAGAUUUCGAUCAAUGUACACCGAAUAUUUCUCUUGAAGAAAAUAUAACAUCAUCAAUAUCAACAACAAAAAAUCAUGAUACGAUCGAGCCAAGCGAAAUUAUUUCGAAUAAUAAUUAUCCAUUACAAGAAACUUCUUCAACAAAAUCAUCAAUAUCUACUCGAAUUAAAUUUGUUCGUCAUCAUAGUGCUCCACUUCAUCAUCGUAGUCCAAUUAAAAUACGUGAAAAUGCCAUAGCACAACAAGAUCUUGAAGAUAUACGUACACGUAUUCGUGCAUUUAGAAAUGAUUUGUAUAAAUAUAAAUCAACAUAUUCUCGUUCACCUAUUAAACGUUCUAAUAUCAUCGGAGAUGUUUCAUCAAGUCCAUUUAAACAUCCUACACCAGUAAAAAGUUAUCCAUCUGUUCCAGCUUAUGAACGUUUUAGCUCACUUACAACUACUAUAGAAUUACCAUUACCAAAUAAAUAUGAAUUAUUACUUGAACAAUAUAAACAUCUUGAUUUUCUUGUUUGUCAUACGCACAAUAAUGGUGGCAUAAGUACAUUUGAAAAAGUUCAACAUGUUAUACAACAAAAAACAAAACGAAAUUUUACUUUACAAACACUUGGUCGUAUUAAAACAAUUUAUCCAACAAUGUUUAGUUUUCAACAAGAAAAAAUUCAAUUACCAACAUUAAGUCCAAUUAAACUUAAAUAUGAAUUAACAAUUACGCCAAUUGAUUUUGGUAUUGAAUCAAAUAUGCAAAUAACUCCAUCAAUUAUUAUUGAACGUAUUGAUUGUUUUCGUCGUGCUCUAUUUGAUCUUGUCAAAAGACAUCAUCGAACAUUUUUAUCAAAUAAACUUCAAUUAAAACUUGAAGAACUUCCUAAUGAUGAAAAUCUUGCUCGUUGGCAUCCAGAUUUUGAUCUAUUAAAUAUUCCUGAUAUUGAUAUAUCAACAUUACCUGAAUCACCAGAUAAAGACUAUAAACAAUUAUUAGCAUCACCAAUUGAAAUUUGUCAUUAUGCUGAAAAAACACAAUCACAACGUGUUAAACGUGCAUUAUUUUCAACAUUUUCAAAUGAUGAUGAUGUAUCAUCAACAAUAACAUUAUCAUCACCAACUAAAGAAAUAUAUUCAAUCGAUGGAAUAUCACCAUCAUUAAUUGAAAAAAUUCGUUCAAAAGAAACAAAUAAAUUAUUAUCAAAUACAAUUGAUCAACAAAAACAAAUGCUUUCUUAUCUUGAACAAACAAUUAAUAUUGUUCAACAAUUUUUUAUUGCUGAACGUGCAAUAUCACUUCAAUUAGAUUAUGUUGCUAAACAAAUUCGUGAUUGUCAUUCAGGUCACUUUUCUUAUAAUCAAUCAACGGAAAUUCUUCGUUUCCUUCAUACAUAUCCGGCAAAUAAUGGAUGGCUUUCAAUAAUUACUAUUCGAGGAAGACAUUUUAUUAAAAUUAAUCGACAUAAAUCAAUUAAUACAAUAAUUGAAAGUAUUCAACGAGAAUUACAAAACUAA
This is a messenger RNA of Rotaria sordida, 1641 nucleotides long. NCBI's taxonomy places the organism in Eukaryota, Metazoa, Rotifera, Eurotatoria, Philodinida, Philodinidae. The record is from the annotation of a GenBank genome assembly.